AUGCCUUUAAAACAAUCUUCAGAUCUUCCUUUAAUUUAUUUUUCGUUCUUUUUGGUCCUUCUUUGUCUCUUGCUGCUGCUGCUGCUGCUGCUGCUGCUGCUGCUGCACCAACCACUCCCUCUGCUGCUGCCGGCCCUCCGCCUCGACUACAAGCGGGAGGUGAGCGGGAAGGCGAAGCUGGGAGUGGCAGCGUUUGCUGACGCGCUGCUGGUCAUUCCCAAAACCCUCGCGGAAAACAGCGGCUUGGAUGUUUACCAAGUCCUUUUGGCGCUGCUCGACAAACACCAGACUUCGCAGCAGCUAGCUGGCCUCGACCUCGACUCCGGCAAGCCCAACGCCCCCGCCCUCGAGGGAAUUUGGGACAACUACAAAGUGAAGAGACAAAUGCUUUCGCUGGCGCCCACGCUGGCGCAGCAGCUGCUGCUGGUGGACGAGGUGUUGAAGGCGGGCAAAUCUAUGGCGAAAAACUAA
Eimeria tenella is the source of this 471-nucleotide messenger RNA. Its product is annotated as Chaperonin complex component, related. Gene Ontology annotation, biological process: protein folding. NCBI's taxonomy places the organism in Eukaryota, Apicomplexa, Conoidasida, Eucoccidiorida, Eimeriidae. The record is from RefSeq and is a predicted model, not a curated record. The transcript is spliced from 3 exons. Bases 1 to 471 code for a protein of 156 amino acids. Gene Ontology annotation, molecular function: ATP binding; ATP-dependent protein folding chaperone. Gene Ontology annotation, cellular component: chaperonin-containing T-complex.